AUGAAUAUGGACCUCUUCAAGAAGUCGAUGGACUCAGUACAGAAGGUCCUGGAAGACGCCAAGGUUGAGCGGAAGCAGGUGGACGAGGUGGUUCUCAUCGGUGGCUCCACACGAAUCCCAUACGUCCAGAAGCUCAUUGAGGACUACUUCGGGAAGGAGCCCUGCCGCUCCAUCAACGCGGACGAGGCGGUGGCUUAUGGUGCGGCCGUGCAGGCGGCCGUGCUGUCCGGCAACAAGGGCAAAGACUCUCCGCUCAAGGACAUUGUCCUGUUGGAUGUGACACCCUUAUCCUUGGGUCUCGAGACCGCGGGGGGCGUCAUGACCCGGCUCAUCGAGCGCAAUAGCACCAUCCCUACCAACAAGAAGCAGGUCUUUUCCACUUACUCCGACAAUCAGCCGGCCGUGACCAUCCAGGUCUAUGAGGGCGAACGGUCCAUGACGAGGGACAACCGUUUGCUGGGCUCCUUCAACCUCGACGGCAUCCCACCCGCUCCGCGCGGGGUGCCCAAGAUCGAAGUGGCCUUCGACUUGGACUCCAAUGGGAUCCUCAACGUCUCCGCGGCGGACCAGACCACUGGCAAGUCCAAUAAGAUCACCAUCACGAAUGAGAAGGGGCGACUCUCGAAAGAUGAGAUGCUUGGCAUUGGCAUUGGAAGCCGAGCAGUUCCGACAGGAGGACGAGGUCUUGCGCAAGAACGUGGAGGCCCGCAAUGA
Durusdinium trenchii is the source of this 714-nucleotide messenger RNA. The record is from the annotation of a GenBank genome assembly. NCBI's taxonomy places the organism in Eukaryota, Dinophyceae, Suessiales, Symbiodiniaceae.